GCUGGCUGCGUCUGGAACAGUGGCGCGUGGAGAAUGGGAUUGGGCUGGCUCGCCCAGUCACCGGAGUACCAGCGCCUUUUCAACGGACUCUUGCUCAGACCUCUUCUCUCGCUGCCGCGUCUGUCCGCCUCGCAGCUCCUUCGCCCCGGCUGGAGAUAACCUAAAGGAGACGUAAGACUUGCGGGAGGAGGGUCAGCUCUGCUUGUUCAUCAGAGUGGUUCACUAGUGGCUGCUCACGGGAGAAGGUGCUUGUGCUCUGUGACUGCUAAGGUGUACCACUCCACACACUCUGACAUGGUCACAUGACUAGGCUCUACAUUAGCAAGCCAAUCGCCUGCCUCGGGCUGGGCCUGUAACCAAUCAGAACCUUGAAUCAGAUUAUUCAGUCAAUUAGACACCUGCUCUUCGUAGCACACACACACACACACACACACACACACACACACACACACACACACACGCACACACACAAACUCAAAUGCACACAUGCUCCUAACCCGCCAUGAAUCUGACCGUGAAGUUGAGGCGAAACCUGCGUCGGCUGGUCAUCCUGCUGGCCUCCUUCUGUGUGGUCAGUGUGUUGGUGUCGGCCUACUACCUCUACACUGGGUCCACUCAGGAGCUCGAGCUCACAGACCGGGCCUCAGGACCCGACUGCUCGGACCCACAUGCUCUCCCCUACCGACAGGCAGAGCCACGGACACCUAAGCCCAUCGACACCAGCCGUAAGGACCCCGUGGUGCUGGUGUUUGUCGAGAGCCAGUACUCCCAGCUGGGCCAGGACAUCAUUGCCAUUCUGGAGUCCAACCAGUUCCAGUACCGCUCCGAGAUCGCCCCGGGCAAAGGGGACAUCCCCCCGCUCACACACAAGGGGCGCGGACGCUACGCCCUCAUCAUCUACGAGAACCUGCUCAAGUACGCCAACAUGGACACGUGGAACCGAGACCUGCUGGACAAGUACUGCGCUGAGUACAGCGUGGGCGUCAUUGGGUUCCACCGCGCCAGUGAGAACUCUCCGGCGGUUCUGCGGCUGCGGGGGUUCCCCGUGGUCAUGCACACCAACGUGGGGCUGCGCGACUGCUGCGUUAACCCGCGCUCGCCCCUGCUCUACGUCACCAAGGCCGAGCUGGACCGCGGCCCGCUGCCCGGCGACGACUGGACCGUCUUCCUCUCCAACCACUCCACCUACGAGCCCGUGCUGCUGGCCAGGCGGCGGCCAGCGGAGGGUGGGGGUCCCCAGGAGCCGGCGGGCUCGGCCCCGCUGCAGGCCACGGUGGUGCAGGACCUGGGGCUGCUGGACGGUGUCCAGCGCGUGCUGUUCGGCCACGGCCUGGGCUACUGGCUCCACCGGCUCAUCCUGGUGGACGCCAUCUCCUACCUGUCUGGCCGUAAGCUGUCCCGCUCCCUGGAGCGCUACCUCCUGGUGGACAUCGACGACAUCUUUGUGGGGAAGAAGGGCACCAGAAUGAAUGUCAAUGAUGUGAAGGCUCUGUUGGAAACUCAGCAACUCCUGCGUGCUCAGAUAUCGAACUUCACGUUCAAUCUAGGAUUCUCUGGAAAAUUCUUCCACACAGGCACAGGGGAGGAGGACGCUGGUGAUGACCUGCUGCUGAACUAUGUGGAGGAGUUCUGGUGGUUCCCUCACAUGUGGAGCCACAUGCAGCCACAUCUCUUCCACAACGAGUCCUCCCUGCUGGAGCAGAUGAUCCUCAACAAGGAGUUUGCACUGGAUCAUGGCAUCCCCACGGAUAUGGGCUAUGCAGUGGCCCCGCACCACUCUGGGGUGUACCCCGUCCACCUGCAGCUGUACGAGUCCUGGAAGAAGGCCUGGGGCAUCAGAGUGACCAGCACGGAGGAGUACCCCCACCUGAAGCCUGCCCGCCACCGCAAGGGCUUCAUCCACAACAGCAUCAUGGUCCUUCCCCGCCAGACGUGUGGCUUGUUCACACACACCAUCUUCUAUAAGGAGUACCCUGGAGGCCCCAAGGAGCUGGACAAGAGCAUCAGAGGGGGGGAGCUGUUCCUCACCGUGCUGCUCAACCCAAUCAGCAUCUUCAUGACUCACCUGUCCAACUAUGGGAAUGACCGGCUGGGCCUGUACACCUUCGCCAACCUGGCCACCUUCCUCCAGUGCUGGACCAACCUGCGGCUCCACACGCUGCCGCCACUGCAGCUGGCGCACAAGUACUUCCAGCUGUUCCCCGAGCAGAGGCACCCCCUCUGGCAGAACCCUUGUGAUGACAAGAGGCACAAGGACAUCUGGUCUAAGGAGAAGACCUGUGACAGACUGCCCAAAUUCCUGGUCAUCGGUCCACAGAAGACAGGGACGACAGCACUCUACCUCUUCCUCAUCAUGCACCCCUCCAUUAGCUCCAACUUCCCUUCUGCCAAGACCUUUGAGGAAGUGCAGUUCUUCAACACGCACAGCUACCAUAAAGGCAUUGACUGGUAUAUGGAUUUCUUCCCGGUGCCAUCUAAUGUCACAACGGACUUCCUGUUUGAGAAGAGUGCAAACUACUUCCCCUCAGAGGAGUCGCCCAAACGAGCCGCAGCCCUGCUGCCCCGAGCCAAGGUCAUCACCCUCCUCAUCAACCCCUCAGACAGGGCCUACUCAUGGUACCAGCACCAGCGUGCUCAUGAGGACCGGACGGCGCUGCGCUCCAGCUUCUAUGAGGUGAUCUCCGCUGGGCACCAGGCGGCUCCAGAGCUGCGCUCCCUCCACAACCGCUGCCUGCUGCCCGGCCUCUACGCCACACACAUGGAGCGCUGGCUCACACACUACCCACCCAACCAGCUGAUGAUCAUUGACGGGCAGCAGCUGAGGAAUGACCCUGCAGCGGUCAUGGACGAGGUGCAGAAGUUCCUGGGAGUGUCGCCCCACUACAACUACUCGCAGGCCCUGACGUUUGACCGGCAGAAGGGGUUCUGGUGCCAGCUGUUGGAGGGAGGGAAGACCAAGUGUCUUGGGAAGAGUAAAGGCAGGAAAUAUCCCCCCAUGGACCCUGAGUCGCGGGCGUUCCUGUCCCACUACUACCGGGACCAUAACGUGGAGCUGUCCAAGCUGCUGCACAGACUGGGCCAGCCGCUGCCCGCGUGGCUCAGAGAGGAGCUGCAGAAGGUCAGAUAACCCCGCCUGAGCCCCGCACCGCCACACCCACCAGAGAGAGAGCAGCGCGCCACCGCAGAAUGACCAGAGAGCUGCGCCAGCGUCCGGCGCCUGUGUCCACCCUGCAGCCCCUGACCGGACCAGCAGGCCCCGGGGCCCGCAGCACGCACAGACACAGGCACAGGCCAGGGGACGGAGGACAGGACAGCAGGGAGGGACUGACUACCAGCAUGAUGGAGCGUGUGUGUGUGUGUGUGUGUGUGUGUGUGUGUGUGUGUGUGUGUGUGUGGAGCCGGUCCAGCCAUGGGAAUAUGGACUGCUGAGUCCAGUGCUGGGGAACGCUCGAGUCUCCAUGGUGACCAAUUUGCACUAAGUUUCAGUACUUGCCAGUGUGUAUGUGGCCACAUGUGUACAUAUAGACACAUGUGCAUGUGAAAAAAUGCAGGCACACAAGCACACACACCUUCAUUUGGAUCAAGGACUCGGGGAUAUAGAUGGGCUUUAGAUUUUUAUUUUAGAGUUUGACAUUUUUUAAUGUGAUCUUUUUUCUUAUCUUCUGUUGACCUUUGCAAAAGAAUGAGCUGGUCAAACUGUGGGUCAGACCAUGACCACAAACUGAGAGCAUUCCUUGUGUUUACAUAGUUUCUCUUGUUGACACACUUACAUUCAUGCAUACAGCACCUGCACACACACUGUACACAGUUGGAAGUUUGUUUUUGAUCACGUUUAGUGUGUGUGAGUGUGUUGGUUGUGGGUGAGGCACUGAAAGGUGUCAGGACCAAACUGAACUCAUUGGAGGAAGUGAUGUGAUGCGUGACCGCUGCUAAGGGAGACCCCCCACCCUUCAUGACCUCUGAACUCCUCUGUCAGGGGGAGAGGAGCAGCAUCAGGACGCUCUGAGCCAGCACCUGGAGCACCUGGCCACCACCACCUGCUCCUCCGUCCAGCUCUGCUCCCACAGGCCUCGCCCCACACCGCCCACUGACCCACCCGUUGGCACGCUCGCAGGCAUCAGGCACCCAAUCAGGUGACAGAAGCACUGGGAGACCACUACUGGUAGAGCACUCAUCACCCUGGAGCCUCAACUGAGUGGAUGAGUGUGUUUCAGUGUGGGUGCCACAAGCACGCUCCAUACACCCUCCUCCUGUGUCACUGAGAACCUGUGCAACACUGGACUCUCCAUUUACUCAGUGUGUGUGUGUGUGUGUGUGUGUGUGUGUGUGUGUGUGUGUGUGUGUGUGUGUGUGUGUUAGUUGCCAGGUUAGCCUUAGCUUUGCUCACUAGGACUGUUGCUGUCAGACUUGCUGGAUUACGUACAUGUCUCCUUCCGUUUUAAAGAUGGCCUCAGUGACACUGAGUGAGCUGCUCCGAAGAACUGUAAAU
Molecule: messenger RNA, 4489 nt
Organism: Sardina pilchardus (European sardine)
Lineage: Eukaryota; Metazoa; Chordata; Actinopteri; Clupeiformes; Clupeidae
Gene: ndst3
Product: N-deacetylase/N-sulfotransferase (heparan glucosaminyl) 3
Exons: 14
Coding region: 503-3127 (874 amino acids)
Cellular component (GO): Golgi apparatus
Molecular function (GO): deacetylase activity; heparan sulfate N-sulfotransferase activity
Source: RefSeq, a predicted model, not a curated record